This is a messenger RNA of Talpa occidentalis (Iberian mole), 3885 nucleotides long. It is a transcript of the gene CSNK1E, whose product is annotated as casein kinase 1 epsilon. Bases 141 to 1391 code for a protein of 416 amino acids. The record is from RefSeq and is a predicted model, not a curated record. The transcript is spliced from 11 exons. Gene Ontology annotation, molecular function: ATP binding; protein serine/threonine kinase activity. Lineage: Eukaryota; Metazoa; Chordata; Mammalia; Eulipotyphla; Talpidae. Gene Ontology annotation, biological process: endocytosis; signal transduction; peptidyl-serine phosphorylation. Gene Ontology annotation, cellular component: cytoplasm; nucleus.
GCGGCGGCGGGGCCGGGAGAGGCUGGCGCGCCGGGCGCCCCGAAUCCUCCGGCAUCCGCCCCGGCGGGCCGCCCCCGCCCGCGGCAGCCCCCGGCGCAGCGGCCCGGCAGCGGCGCCUUCCCGGCGGGCAAACGUGAAUCAUGGAGCUGCGUGUGGGGAACAAGUACCGCCUGGGACGGAAGAUCGGGAGUGGCUCCUUCGGAGAUAUCUACCUGGGUGCCAACAUCGCCUCUGGGGAAGAAGUUGCCAUCAAACUUGAGUGUGUGAAAACGAAGCACCCCCAGCUUCACAUCGAGAGCAAGUUCUACAAGAUGAUGCAAGGGGGAGUGGGAAUCCCGUCCAUCAAGUGGUGUGGCGCCGAGGGCGACUAUAAUGUCAUGGUCAUGGAGCUGUUGGGGCCCAGCCUCGAGGACCUCUUCAACUUCUGCUCCCGCAAGUUCAGCCUCAAGACGGUGCUGCUCCUGGCCGACCAGAUGAUCAGCCGCAUUGAGUACAUCCACUCGAAGAACUUCAUCCACCGGGAUGUCAAGCCCGACAACUUCCUCAUGGGGCUGGGGAAGAAGGGCAACCUGGUCUACAUCAUCGACUUUGGCCUGGCCAAGAAGUACCGGGAUGCCCGCACACACCAGCACAUCCCCUACCGGGAAAACAAGAAUUUGACUGGCACUGCCCGCUAUGCCUCCAUCAACACCCACCUGGGCAUCGAGCAAAGCCGACGAGAUGACCUGGAGAGCCUGGGCUAUGUGCUCAUGUACUUCAACCUGGGCUCCCUGCCCUGGCAGGGCCUCAAGGCCGCCACCAAGCGCCAGAAGUACGAGCGAAUCAGCGAGAAGAAGAUGUCGACACCCAUCGAGGUCCUCUGCAAAGGCUACCCCUCUGAGUUCUCCACAUACCUCAACUUCUGCCGCUCCCUGCGGUUUGACGACAAGCCUGACUACUCCUACCUGCGCCAGCUCUUCCGCAACCUCUUCCACCGGCAGGGCUUCUCCUAUGACUACGUCUUCGACUGGAACAUGCUCAAAUUCGGUGCAGCCCGGAACCCCGAGGACGUGGACCGGGAGCGGCGAGAACACGAGCGCGAGGAGAGGAUGGGGCAGCUCCGGGGGUCUGCCACCCGGGCCCUGCCCCCUGGCCCGCCCACAGGGGCCACUGCCAACCGGCUCCGCAGUGCCGCCGAGCCCGUGGCUUCCACUCCAGCCUCCCGCAUCCAGCAAGCUGGCAAUACUUCUCCCAGAGCGAUCUCACGGGUCGACAGAGAGAGGAAGGUGAGCAUGAGGCUACACAGGGGCGCGCCCGCCAACGUCUCGUCCUCCGACCUCACUGGGCGGCAAGAGGUCUCCCGGAUCUCAGCCUCACAGACAAGCGUGCCAUUUGACCAUCUCGGGAAGUGAGGAGGACCUGCCGUCGAACCAGUAUUUGCUUAGUGUCUUCACUGUAUUUUCUUUAAAAAAAAAAAAAACCAACACAAUGAUGGGGGGAACCACUCAAGAAAUCAAAAAGGAAAGAAAAACCCAGCACAAGACCCACAAUGGAUUUUGUUUCGUUGAUGUUUUUUUGGCCAACGGCAAGAUGAUGGCGUGCCCAGAGCACGGAGGACUCUGGUCCCUUUGCUUCUCCCGCUGCCCGUGACCGUCAGGCUGCCAGACUCGGACAGGACACUGGGCCCUCCGCCCCACGCCGCCCGUCUCCGGCCUGGAGCUGAGAUGCCGUCGGAGGCGGCCGGAGCCGGACACUGGACGUGUGGUGGGUCGGAGCCUCAGCCCCGCCCCGCCUGCCCCGGACGGCAGAGGCCAACUUUCUGUGUUGGGCUUUUUCCAGUGUCCCCUGAGUGUCUGGGUCCCUUUGCCUCUCAACAGAGACCUUGAGUGUUUGGUGAGGUGGCGGGGGCUGAGGUGCCUCGUGUGUGUGUGUGUGUGUCUGACCUGUAUCUCCUGGGACAGCAGGUGCCCGCCCCGCCCGCCAGGCCCAGUUUCUGUUCUCAUCCCCCUACCAAGGACACAGGCGGAAGUGACCUCCGUGUCCCUCCAGAAGGGCACCGCCAACCCCUGAGACUGUCACCCGCCUGUGGCAGCCCCACCCCCCUUUCCUGGUCUUAGGGCAGAAUCCGCGGAGACUACUUCCAGCAACAUCUGGCUCCUGGGUCAUAAAUUAACUCCUUGGUCCUGACAGUCACCUGGGGUUCCCUCACCGGGGCCAGGCCUCUCUGAGGAGGAGCCGGGGUUGGCUGGGCGCGGGAUGUACCCAUCCCUCCUAGUUAACACCUGCUUUUACUUUUGUUUGUUCCCUCCGUGUGUGUAUUUCCUAAUUUAUUUACCCCUGUUUCCCUUUUUCCGUUUUCUUUUUUUUUUUAAUUAAAGAGCAAAGCUUUUUAUUACUUUGUAAUUUAAAAAAACUGAAAAAAAAAAUACUGAAGAACUUUGGGGGGAAUUUUGUACUUUUUUCCUGUGUAAAUAUUGGACUUUUUUGAGCUUUAUUGUGGUUGUUAAUUUGAAGUAAUAAAGUAGGAAAGGAUAAAGUGACGUGGGCAGCUCUGGUACCUUUGUGCUCUAGGGGUUUUUCCCUAGCAGACCUGGCAAGGGGUAGGGCUGGGGAGACUUGGGGACUCUUUAAAAGCAGGACUUCACAGUCACGGCCAUUGCACCCAGUUUAAUUGCAGGUGCUGACUGGGGGUGCCUGAGCGUCUGUGCCCUGAUAAGUGCCAGCUGAUGCCCAAAGCCAGGACCACACUGAAUACCAAGGUCCAAAAUGCCUUACACUAUACUGUUUCGUCCACUCAAGAAUUCUGUUAGGUCCCAUCAGAUCAUUGCUGUCACACGGGGACAGGGUCCAGAGGGCAAACAACGUGCCCAGUCACGGCAAACCAGGACCUGGACCAGGUCAUGGUCAUCCCCAGCAUCAGUGCUGCUGGGCACCACCCCACCAAGGAGCCCUGCAGGUGAGGGCCCGCGUGGGCCUGAGAGGUCCCUUUAGUCAGCUGGGUAAAGGGGCAGCCUCGUCCUGCCGUCUCUGGCCUGGGGAUGGUUUGUGGUCAGUCUGCCGUUACUUCCCUACUUCUCAUCAACUCAAGACCCACCUUUGCCACAGUCUCAACCCCCAGAAAAGGGCAAAGCCACCUGACCCCGUGGGUCAGCCUAGGGGUGGUGGUGGAGGGCUUUGAGUUUCGGGGGGUAUCUGGAAGUCUUGGACAUGGCUCAAAACCCCAUAAGGUCUCUUAUGGUGCUGCCACUUGAAAGUCCAGUGACCCCCACAACUGGAUUUAGGAAAGGUGGUUCUUCAAACCACCAGAGAAAUGCCAGUGGCUGAGAGUAGAGGCAUCCCUCAGUGCCAUGUGACAGUGGAGUUGGUGCCCCGUGAACUGACCCAAGAAAUUCCACUUCAUUUGCCCAUUCUCAUCAGUACCCCUCGCUGCCCUCCCCUCAAUACCGUCGGGCACCUCUGAUGUCACACACUAGUCAAAUUACCAACCUUGGGCCCUGGGGCAAAACAAAGGAGCUAAUCUUUUAAUUUCAUAUAUUUUUAGUAAAAAAUGCUUCUAAUACUACUAUGCUUAUUUGUUGUAUCCUGUAAGUUUCAAAGUGCCAAUUUUAUUAUCACUACUAAACAUCCUAUGAAGUGAAUCUUUUUACAGCUUUAAAAUUUUGUCCUGGGCCUCCCUGCUGGUGCAAGAGGUUAAGUCUCAGCACUGUGAAGCUACUCACAGCCACUGCAGCACAAGAGUUCGAUCCCCAACCAGGGAGUUACGCACAUGGCGCAGCAGACCUCUCCUGACUCGCCCCCUGCUCCCCUCAGCCGUGUACUUCAGUCAAUCUGCCUGUUCUGUUCCCCACUCUGUCUCUGGUGAAUCCUUUGACCCCCUGCUCCUCUGGCCUGCUCCCCAGUUCUUCU